AGUUCGACACACACUUGCACUCCAGCAACUCGACUUCCAACAACUUCAACUCAAAAUGAAUUCUUUCAAAACUAUCGUUGCUUUGUGCGUUGUUAUGGCAGCAACUUGCUCCGGUGCAUACAGGACGCCAUCAUGGGCAACCCAGCCGGCAGCCGUCCCCGCUCCAGCACCUCACGCAGGAUAUGGUAACAAAGUGUGGGGUAACAGCAACGUCGUAGCUACUCCGGUGGCAAUUCCGCAGACGUACAGCGCCCCUACCCCAGUCCAGGAAGCUCCAGUUGCUCCCGCACCAACCCAGCAUUCAUUCCCGACGACCACCCAACAGAUCUGCACUUGCGUUGCCGUUCCAGCUGGAUCCACCGGUGCAUCCGUCGCCACCACCGCUCCUCUCGAUAGACCCCAACAGGCUGCCCAACAGACUUAUUCUGCUCCCGAUGUUGCACCUGCUCCCGCUUUUGCCCAGCAAACCGUCUUCCACCCUGCUUCCCAACAUUCUGGUUAUUAAAAAAAGAAAUGAAUCUCAUCUUUCGAUCUCUUCGUUUUGUACCUUAUGGUUGACGUGAAACGUUGUGUUGUACUAAACGUUGUCUGUGAGCUGGGUACCUUUCUAUAAAAAAAAAAUAAUAAAAAUUAUCGCAUGAAAAAAUUGU
Molecule: messenger RNA, 650 nt
Organism: Daphnia magna
Lineage: Eukaryota; Metazoa; Arthropoda; Branchiopoda; Diplostraca; Daphniidae
Product: protein transport protein sec31
Exons: 3
Coding region: 56-505 (149 amino acids)
Source: RefSeq, a predicted model, not a curated record